Messenger RNA from Sesamum indicum (sesame), 985 nucleotides. RefSeq names its product protein TIFY 5A. The record is from RefSeq and is a predicted model, not a curated record. NCBI's taxonomy places the organism in Eukaryota, Viridiplantae, Streptophyta, Magnoliopsida, Lamiales, Pedaliaceae. Gene Ontology annotation, biological process: regulation of defense response; regulation of jasmonic acid mediated signaling pathway; response to wounding. Gene Ontology annotation, cellular component: nucleus.
UAUAUCACAUUUUUAUUACAUCAAACUAUAAAGACGGGUGUUUUCCCAUUCAAACUUCCCCACCCCCAAAAAUCAUCACUUAUAUAUACUUCAAAUUAACUUCCUCACCUUUCAUUUCAAAUCAACUCUCUACUUUCUCUCUCUACACACCCACAGAUCCAUCCAUCAGACACUGCAUAUCCAUAAAACAAAAAGAAUGAAAAGAAACUGCAAUCUGGAGCUUCGCCUUGUAACCCCUUCCGUCUUUUAUCAUUCUUCCGAUUACAUGAAUGCCCGAUAUAACUCCAUGUUGGAUAUGAGUCCGGACGAGAAGCAGCAACUUACUAUCUUCUACAAUGGAAGAGUUGCUACUUGUGACGUCACAGAACUUCAGGCCCGCAGCAUCAUAUCCCUAGCAAGACGAGAAAUGGAAGAUGAAAAAAGCAAGACUAGUGUGGGUGGAUCCGGAUCCCAACCCUCUUCACCAGUGCUAAUUAGUUCGCCAAUUCAUAAUAAUAGACAAACAAGUGGUAGUGGUCUUUCAAUGAAGAGAUCGCUGCAGAGUUUCCUCCAGAAGAGAAAAAGCAGGGUACAAGCAAUAUCCCCUUACCCGACAAACAGCCGCAGCCGCACCUCCUAAUCCAAAAUCAUUCUCAUCAUUGUUGAAGAGAGACAGAUAGAUAGAUGGACAGAUGCUCCCCCCGGCCGCCCGCGCUACCUACCAAUUAUUAGUUUACUAGUUCGGGAUGUAAAUUACAGUCAGGCUCGGUGAAUAUAUCAACACAUUUUGAUCUACUUCAUAUCUACGUUUUACAAGAAUAUUACUGUUGUCAUCCCUAUUUUUGGCUUUUCUCAUUCCCUUUUUGUCUUAUUCUUUUUGAGUGGGAGGUGAUGUGCGUGUAGAUUAAUUGUGAAAUCUAGAGAAAAGAAGAUUAUGUUGUGUUUUAGUAAGCCUGGAAUUUAAGACCAAAUCAUAUAUAUAUAUAUAUAAGAACCACUUCAAUUA